AUGAACCGAAGCGAUAAAUUUACCGAAGCGUGGAAAAGAGGAAUCUAUCUAUCUAUCUAUCUAUGUUCAUUAUCUCUCUCAGUUCGUUCACAUCUAUCUAUCUAUCUAUCUAUGUAUUUCUGUUCCCAUCUAUCUAUCUCUGCUGUUUCUGUAUCUAUCUAUCUAUCUAUCUAUCUAUCUAUCUAUCUAUCUAUCUAUCUAUCUAUUUCUGUUCCUAUCUAUCUAUCUAUCUAUCUAUCUAUCUCUCUAUCUAUCUAUCUAUCUCUGCCGUUUCUCUAUCUAUCUAUCUAUCUAUCUAUCUAUGUAUUUCUGUUCCCAUCUAUCUAUCUCUGCUGUUUCUCUAUCUAUCUAUCUCUCUAUCUAUCUAUCUAUCUAUCUAUCUAUCUAUCUAUCUAUUUCUGUUCCCAUCUAUCUAUCUAUCUAUCUAUCUCUGCCGUUUCUCUAUCUAUCUAUCUAUCUAUCUAUCUAUCUAUCUAUCUAUCUAUCUAUGUAUUUCUGUUCCCAUCUAUCUAUCUAUCUCUGCCUUUUCUGUCUCUAUCUAUCUAUCUAUCUAUCUAUCUAUAUAUAUAUAUAUAUAUAUAUAUAUAUAUAUAUAUGUUCAAUAUCUAUCUGUCUAUGUUCAUUAUCUAUCUCAGUUCGUUCACAUCUAUCUAUCUAUCUAUCUAUCUAUCUAUCUAUGUUCAUUAUCUAUCUCAGUUCGUUCACAUCUAUCUUUCUAUCUAUCUAUUUCUGUUCCCAUCUAUCUAUCUAUCUAUCUAUCUAUGGAUCAAUUUCAUAUUCCCUAGAUACGAACACAGAACUUGA
This is a messenger RNA of Acanthosepion pharaonis, 804 nucleotides long. NCBI's taxonomy places the organism in Eukaryota, Metazoa, Mollusca, Cephalopoda, Sepiida, Sepiidae. The record is from the annotation of a GenBank genome assembly.